AUGGCUCAGGACCAGACCCAGCUGCACCCGCUGGCAGCAGAAGAGCACUGUUUGAAUGCCACGGGCUUGGCUUCUCGUGGCCUCGCGCGACGUCAGCCGCGUUGGGACCGCCCCCACUGUACAAACCUCUGCUGGGCCUCUCCCAGCAGUGGCACCUCGCAGCGCCGCGACGACGGGCCGGUUGGGCCGCAUCCCCAGGUGCUUCUCCCUCGAGCGCGCUCCUGCCCGCUGGGCGGCGACGCCGAGCGGGAUGUCAGGGGCAUCCAGCAGCCAGAGCGGGCGCACGAAGCCGCCCGGGCCAGGGCCGCACCCCGGGCUCUCUGCUCGGCGGAGCGCCCCGGCGGCUCGCCGCCGCGCCGGCUGUGCAGCCGCGCCGCCGCGGCCGCGAGCCAGCGGUAA
Molecule: messenger RNA, 399 nt
Organism: Prorocentrum cordatum
Lineage: Eukaryota; Dinophyceae; Prorocentrales; Prorocentraceae
Source: the annotation of a GenBank genome assembly